Molecule: messenger RNA, 1371 nt
Organism: Aspergillus welwitschiae
Lineage: Eukaryota; Fungi; Ascomycota; Eurotiomycetes; Eurotiales; Aspergillaceae
Exons: 4
Coding region: 1-1371 (456 amino acids)
Biological process (GO): proteolysis
Molecular function (GO): serine-type peptidase activity
Source: RefSeq, a predicted model, not a curated record
AUGCCGCAAGACACCGACGGGCUCAACCCUUUAGUGUGGGACCCAUCGUGGACCUCACUGCUACAGGAUGAAGGUACUAGAGGGCUGAACCGCGCUCGUACCCAGGCCCUCGAGGACUGGGUAGUCAAACUUCGAUUCACAAGAGACGGCGAUAUCAAGCUUGGAACAGGCUUCUACAUCAAUAUCCCUACGGCGAAAUCAUACGUCAUCUUGACAGCCGCGCACAACUUGGUCGAUGCGAACAACAAUCCGUCCCAGAACCUUUCUGUCGAGCGCCAUGGAAAAGGUGCUAUCGAUGCGACUGGGCUUCAACGGCACGUAUGUCCUGCAUACAAUCAAUCUCGCAAAGGGCGGGAUUCUGAUAAUGAUUAUGGAGUGAUCAUCGUGCCGGAGGAGAUCCAGAACGUGGCGGACGGAUUGAGACCACCUUCACAGUCUAGUGGAGCCACAGAGGGCAAAAGCAGACCGACUGAAAAGCGACAACUGGGGUUUGGCUUUUCAUUGGCGCUCAGCGAAAGCAACUUCCAUGGUGAACGACUGGAGCUCACUGGAUAUUACCCAGACAAGUCGGGUAAGAAUAACAUGUCGGAGGGAGUCAGAUCAAGCAAUGGGGAGUGUUUCAGGUCUGCCAAGAAUAGCUUGGAAUAUGGGAUUGAUACAGAACCGGGCGUGAGUGGCUCACCGGUGUGGAUGCCCUAUCGUGGUCAUGAAACAGUUAUUGCUGUCCAUAAUAACGGACCGGACGCAAAGCGCAAGACAGGACGCAAAAAAGGAAGCAUGGGAGCCCGGCUGAGCAUACAAACCUUGCAGCAGGUCUUCAACUGGGUGGGUGUCCUUCACCGUUGCAAGGCUCUAAAGGCUAUCGAGCAAAGGGGCGAGCCGGCAGAGCCAUUGUAUCUAAAUUUUCUGUCCGAAGAAGAAUACGCUUGGGUUCAUUGGGGCCGAGAGGAAUUGAACUCCGUAUUCAAUAUCUUUCCGGCAUAUGCAUCAACACCAACAAGAAUUGCGGCCCCGCUGUAUGUCUUUCAACAUGUUGCAUCGCCGGAUUGGCCCGAUGACAGGAUGACGCAGCAGUGGGUCUUGUGGGAUGUCAAGUCACGGGGUGUCAAGCUUACAGACAAGCUUCAGCCGCUCUGCUUCGCUGAAUUAGAAAAAGGUAAAGCUGAGAGGAAAGAGAUGACAGCAGAUGUGUUCCAUGUCGUGUUAAGGAUGGGUGUGGGAAAAGGCAGCGAAUUGUUGGCCUUGCGCAUGACAUCGGAGGGGAUGUCAGAGUUGGAUCGAGAAGAGGGGACUUUGGAUGGCCCAGGGCUGACCUUUGAAAAAUGGAUGCACGGGAGACCUAUUCGAUACGUUGCAUUUUACUUAGAGUAG